AUUUUUCCGUCGUAACCUGUAUCCAGGGCGACGAUUGAAAACGCACACAUGCAGGCAGUUGCACCAGCGGUCUCACCAUGAUGCGAUGGUGAACGUUCGGCGCGGAGUGGGCUAAUGCGCGGUGGAGAAAAUGCCUUGCAGCCAACUAGAUGAUCCUGCCUCCACUUCCAUUCCUGAAUUGGACUCGGCCACCCAUGAGCGACGCGGAAGACAUCUUUGGGGGCCUCGCAUGCGCCGCGUUCUGUGGGAUCUGCUGUGCGGUGGCCGCAGAAGAAGACAAGAAAGAGCGAGAAUUAAUCGCUCAGAUCGAUGCCAAGGGGUUGAAUGCCGGCGGCGAUCCCGUCGUGCGUAAAGGUGGCAGGCAGCAGCCCAUUCAAGUCAACCCUGUUGCCGUCACGACGUUUGUGAACCCUCAGCUAGCAAGCGGACGACCCGGCCCGUCAAGCCUCGCCACCUCCUCAUCAGCGCACUAGCGGGCGCUCCGUGCGCUAAGUAGCUACACUUUAAUGGAAGUCAUCUUCUAAACGGCAUCCUGGCCAAGCCAGACCCCGUCGUUGU
Messenger RNA from Aphanomyces invadans, 558 nucleotides. RefSeq lists its product as hypothetical. The record is from RefSeq and is a predicted model, not a curated record. The transcript has a single exon. NCBI's taxonomy places the organism in Eukaryota, Oomycota, Saprolegniomycetes, Saprolegniales, Verrucalvaceae. The coding region runs from base 150 to 473 and encodes 107 amino acids.